This is a messenger RNA of Corythoichthys intestinalis (scribbled pipefish), 5307 nucleotides long. Its product is annotated as Rieske domain-containing protein-like. The record is from RefSeq and is a predicted model, not a curated record. Gene Ontology annotation, molecular function: 2 iron, 2 sulfur cluster binding. The transcript is spliced from 5 exons. Lineage: Eukaryota; Metazoa; Chordata; Actinopteri; Syngnathiformes; Syngnathidae. The coding region runs from base 1613 to 2146 and encodes 177 amino acids.
AACACACAUUGCCUACCUUUGCUAGAAAGAUGGUGUUGCCGUUUACUAUGGUCAUAAAGUGAAGAUCCUGCACCCAUCCGCAGCAAAACUGUUCGUAGCUUUGUAGCGAUUUGUAGUUUCGGAAUUGCUGAUGAGUGUAGUAACAUAUACCAAACACUAAAUACAGCAUGAUGUCCAUUUCGCGUAGUGGUGGAAGCUUGUCGACAUCUUUAUUCCAUUUGUGUUCGGCUUGCUCGUGAGGGUCAACAUUGUUCACAUCCUUAAAAUUGCUCACAUAUCUGUCCUUCGCCGUGGUAACAAGUUUGUCUCUGUUUCGAACUGGCAAGUUUUCCCUACAUUUUUCCAUCUUUGGCACUCGUAGUUGAAUUGUAUUUGCCGUUAAGUUUAAAUGUCCCGUGAUGCAGACGUGCUUCCGCAAUGGUUGCGUUGUCGCAAAUCUCGCACGAUCCCGUGCUGCUGUGACGUAAACGCUCGAGCCUAAUACAUUGAAAAUAAUGGAUAGUCUUCCUGUUGAGUAUGCAUUAACAUAACUAAGUGGCCGUUGUCCUUGUAGAUGCUACAACAUAAUAAUUUCUUUGUUUUUUACUACCAAAAAUGGUCACUUGCCCUAAACUUUUCUUGAAUGACGUAUCCAUAACCCUUGUGUGAUUAAAAAAAAAUUAAAAAUACUACUAGAGUAAAGAUAGAGGAGGAAAGAGAUACAGAGCCUCACCUACAUAUUAUAUGUGGCGGAAAACACAGACAAGACUGAAAAAGCAGUUUCUGCUCUUGCACUCCUAUUUAAAAGAAAUUGCUGUAUUUUAGGACAAAACAACUGUUGUGUUUGAUCGAACAAUAUGUCUAUAUGCUGUCAUAGCAGAUUCAUGGCGCAUUAAGCCCCCGAACUAUUUUUAGUUUGUCCGUUUUACCCUGAAAACCCCCGUUUACAGAAGUCGCAUAACCGCUUUUGUUUCAACCCAGCCAUAAAACGAAGGUAAUUAAUUAUAUUUAUUAUUCAAAAAAUGUUUUUAGCUUAGAAUCAUUAAUUGGUGACUCAUAUUUCGUUUAAAAAAAAAAACGACUCAAAAAAAUUAUUCACUCACAUAUUUUAAACUUUUAAACAAAUUAUGUCACAAUGAAAAAAAUGGCGUUUGUAAAAAAGUCACGGAUAUCUACUUUAUAACUAUCGCUUAAUUGUAUUUGUUUUGUUACUGUCGCAUUUUCUCCGAUAUGUUAGAUGAUAAUCAAUCCAAACAAAGAAAAAUUGAAAAAAAAAAAACAUUUAAAAGGGUAAAUAUAUGAAAAAGAAUAUCUCGACCACUCCUUGAUGUCUGCGAUUUCUGCGUUGCGACCCUUGUUAUAUUACCAUGUUUCACCCAUAAAAUCCCUCAAAAAAUCCAGCAGUGGCCAUUCACAGCUGUGUCUUGACACUUAGUGAUACAUGCUACAUGGAGUUUAUGGAUCGAAACAAGCCAAAUGUGCUGCAGGGUGCUGUUGCUGCACCAGGGAGAGGCGUGUGAGCCCCUUCGGGUUUCAAAAAGUUCCCGUUCACCCUGAGAUUGGCCAAAACAAGUCCGACAACUGUGGGACCAUCAGCUUACAGGGAAGAAUAACACGAUAGCAGGUGCCCAUCAUGUCCUCCUCUGAUGAGACUUGGAAGACCUCUCGGCUUUCAUCAUCUCCACCUCUUCACCCACCCUCUCUUCCUCUUCGUCCCCAAGCUUCCUCUCAUUUCGUCGGCAAACGUGACGACAUAAUCAGACGCGGCCGCAUUACCACAUUGGUGAAUAAAUGCCGGGACGUCCUAGUGGUGUACCACCAGGGGGAGUUCCACGCCAUGGACAUGCGCUGUUACCAUGCAGGCGGUGCUUUAGAGCAAGGGGACAUUGAGGAGUUUAACGGGCGUGUGUGCAUAGUGUGUCCAUGGCACAAGUACAAGAUCACGCUGACGGAAGGCGAGGGGCUCUAUCAAGCUGUGGACAACCCCACUGUCAAACCUCUGAGAAUUCAUUGGCGUUCAAAGGGUGUCAAACAGAGGGUCCACAAAGUCACCGAAGUGAACGAAAACGUAUACGUCACAUUGAAUGAUUCCAAAGAGCCCAUCGAAUCAGAUUACUACCAGACUGACACGUACAGGACCAACAUGCACAUCAAAAAAGUCCACUGACUAUAGAAUAUAGCAUAUUUUUUGUUUUUAUAAUGUGAAAUGUUACAAAUGCUAUUCAAUGACUGUGAAGUAAUCAAGUCAAAUUAUUAUUUAACGAGUUAUGAAAAUCCUUGUUUCAACAUUUUUUUUUAAUUAAGAAAAAUGUUUAUUGGGGGGCAGAUGAAACCAAAGUUGAAUUGUUGGGAAGAACACACAAUCACAGGCGGUUUUUGCUAUGGGCAAUGUGGGCAACCGCCCAGGGCGCAAUCUAUUUGGGGGCGCACAAGCACCCUCGAGACGGAAAAAAAAAAAAAAAAAAAAUCCGCUAGUUUUCUAGUCUAAUAUCGCUCAAUUCCACGUCAAGUUAAUAGAGUGGGCGCUACGGCGCCCCCAGAGGCAUCGCGUCCCAUUAGGCAUAUGCAGGCAUUUGCCUAGGGCUCCCAGCCAGCAGGGACCCCCAGAAGUUCACUAGAUUUGGCACACAAAAAUUUAGCUUACUCAGCUUCCCCGAACUGUUGAAGCUAAAAGUAUUGGGUGUGAUCAAAAACCAUGGAAGUAUUUAGCAGAUUAUCUAUCAAUGCUGUUAUCAGUCCCAAAAAGUAUUCAUGUGUAUACUACUCCAGUUGGUUUUGACACUGUAAGUAUGUGCAAAAAGCGGUUCACUAAGAUCUCUAAUCAUAGUGUUUACUGUAAUAUUGGUUUUCACAGGCCACCUCAUUAUUCAUGUGACUACUUUAAGAAAUGGUGAUUUUUCCAAGAAAGUCUAUUAAUGGGUCUAUUGUAUUCCUCGUUGAAUACUCUAUGAGAAAAAUAUAACAUAUAUACAUCUAAAAUAAUCCUAAACGAUUUUAGUAGCAAUUUUAUACUCCUUUUAGCAAGGUUCCUUGGGUAUGCGGUAUGCCGCUGCGUACGUUCCCAUAGCAACCAGUCCUGUUAUUGUCCUACGUCACAAGUGCUGCAUAUUCUGAGAACGAGAAUAGGCGUAAGUCAAAAAGUAAAUCUCGUCUAGUAUAGACCCUAUCCACCGACGUCACAAAAUCACGUGAUCGCUGUAUUGUUCCGCCCCCUUGUCCGUCGUUUUGUGUCUGUAUUAUCAAUGGUCUCAAUUGAUCAAGCAAUUUAUAAUGCAUUUCAUGGAAGACCCGGUGCUUUCGGAUGCCGUAAACUCACUUGAUGCGUUGCAUAAAAGGCGUUAUGUGGAAAAGCUUCAGUUUAUCCAUUCGCCAGAUCCAUAUUUGAUGCCUAAAUCGAUGUUUUUCGACCCGCUGUCUUCACCGUAUUUGCCUGAUAUCUGCUAGCUACCCUGAUAUUUACAACUAUCUUGUCCACACAAAAUCAGCCUAUUCUCACGAAAGUUUGAAAAACUUUAAGAGCUUGGAGGCUUAUAAAUACUGCGUUGCUGGUUGGGUGAAACAGGUCCUCGUCCACGAAAAUUCGGCAGGAAUCUAUCUUGUGCUUGGAAAGGUGUGUUACGAAAUUUUCAAUUCAAAAUCUUUUGUUCUUGCUAACAUCCACUGUCAAGUCUAAUGUAUUUCAUGUCAUUUGUCAAUGGAGCUAGGGCUUUUAAUGUUUAUAUGGUUUAGCGAUAGCACUCUCACUACAUACAUACGUGUAUGUUGUCGGCGAUUAGCCUAGCAAUGAUCUUAAUUGUGUUUGUCAGCCCAAAACCCUCUAAAUAUAUAUUAAAUGCAUCUUAACCAGAUAUAAAAUGACUACUACAUAAUCUGUGGUAAUCGUUUGGAGCCCAGUUUUCUCGUGGAAUUGCAGCAGCCCAUCUCGCUCUCUCCUCUCCGGGUCUCUCGGAAUCCGGUAGAACUUCAAGUCUCUCCGUCUAUCUUCUCUGUUAUUGCAACAGACCGCCACACACGCCUUUACCAUUUUGAUUAUUAAUGUUAACGAGCAGAAAAACACGCCGUAAAUAGGAGGAAUGUACGUAGCCGUAACAGGUAAACACGAUGUGUUGACGGACAAUUGGGCGGCACCAGUCAGGAGGGCGGAGUUGUGACGUCACGUGGGUGUGGUCUAUAGAAGCUCAUGCAAAAUUGUUUAGCAAUUAAUUUCCUCUUGAGUUAUUAUUUUUAUUUACUAUUUUUUUGUAUGUAUAAUGAUGUAAAUAUGUUCAUGGUUAUAUUCUAUGUGAACUAGUUGUUUGUAUUAUUUGUUAUUUGUAUGUUUUUAAAUAAAUAAAUAAAAAGAAUAGGCGUUUCAAGCAGAGGGGGCCACCCCACCUGUUUGAGGAUUAAUCUGUGCGUCAAUGAACGAAUGUAAGUAUUUCCUCUUCAUGCCAUAAAGUUCUUAUAAGUUAGAGCGGUUAUCAGCGCGAACGUUUCGUGUUUUUCCUGUUACGUCGGCUGGUUGAUCCCACUCGUUCUCGCUGCGUCGAGGAGAGCGUUCUUUACAUUAUAUUUGCAUUGCACAUUUUCUUUAAGAGGGAAGGUGUUAGUUUAGCAUCUUAAAAUGAUGAUGUUGUGGUGACCCUUUUGUUGACAUAAUUCACCCACUUUAAUUGUGUGUCUGAUUGGCCGAGCGCGGUACCGGCUGCGUCACAGUCACGUGACUAGACAUUAUAAAGAGCCGCGCGCGUUCCGGUUCAAGAGAGAGAGUACGAGAUUUCACAGAGAGUAGCACGAGCAAACAGUAUUUCGAGCAAUAAAGACUCUUUAACAAGCAUCCCGCUUCAAUGUACAUCCAUAUGAGUUUAAAGUGCUUAGUUUUCGCCACUUUUAUGGCCAAGAUGACAGCGCGCACUCGAACCCCCCCCCCUUCGUGUUCAUUUUACUGCGCAAAUAUGUAUGUCACGUGACUCAGAGAGAGUGGGCGGCGAUCGGGCCUUUUUUUAAUUGGCAAAAUGAAGAGAAGUUAUCCGUCUGGAAAUGAAAAAAGAAAAAAAGCAGAAGAGGAGAAAAGGAAGCAAGACAGCUGUGAGUGUACUAUGUUACUGUAGUUUUAUGUCCUUAUGAGUGUCCUAAAAAGCACUCUAUGAGACUGAGGCGUUAUUAUACUUUUAUUAAAUAUGCUAUUGCUCCAAGUCCAACUGUCCCCCUUACUUGCACACGCUCAAAGGGCCCCAUGUUGCUUGUUGCCUGGGGCCCCCUGGGACCCUUGCUACGCCUCUGGGCGCCCCUUACUAUCAUGUCAACUGCUGCUGAGAGUCGUGUGUGUCAGAAGAGAAGGCAGGGGGA